CCAAAGCAACAGAGAACGGAGAAGAAGAAGAGAUGGCCGUUGUUUUACGUGGAGGCUGCUGCAGCGGAGGAUUUCUUCUCCGGCGAGGCUUCUCCGCCGGAGACAGAACAUUCUCUGCCUCGCGGGCGAGAUCCUCCGGACGAGUGUCGGUUGGAGCCGCCGAGGAACGUGCGACGUGGCUCCCCGGGCUCGAUCCUCCUCCGUACCUUGACGGAACGUUGACCGGAGAUUAUGGGUUUGAUCCAUUGGGGCUUGGAGAGGAUCCAGAGAGCUUGAAAUGGUACGUUCAAGCAGAGCUUGUUCAUUCUCGUUUCGCCAUGCUCGGCGUCGCCGGGAUUCUCUUCACCGACCUACUUCGCGUUACAGGGAUUCGAGAUUUACCUGUGUGGUAUGAAGCUGGGGCAACAAAAUUCGAAUUUGCAAGCACAAGAACUCUGUUAACUGUUCAGUUCAUCUUGAUGGGGUUUGCAGAAACCAAAAGAUACAUGGAUUUCAUCAACCCUGGCUCUCAAGCCAAAGAGGGUUCUUUCUUUGGACUCGAACCCGCCCUCGAAGGGCUCGAGCCCGGCUACCCUGGAGGACCUUUGUUGAACCCGCUAGGCCUGGCUAAGGACAUUAAAAACGCCCACGAAUGGAAGCUUAAGGAGAUCAAGAACGGUCGACUAGCCAUGAUUGCGAUGCUAGGGUUCUUCGUUCAAGCUUCUGUUACACAUGUUGGCCCUAUCGAUAACCUCGUUGAUCAUCUUUCGAAUCCGUGGCACAAGACUAUCAUUCAGACCCUUUUUAACUCUUCUUCUUAGGUAUGUUUUCUCUGGAUUGCUAUGAACUCUAUCGUACAUAUAUCCUGUGAAAACAGUCAACUCGUGUCCGUUUCAUUCUUUUGUGAGGAAAAAAAUCCAUACAAUUUGCCAUAGAAAUCUACAAGGGGCCAGAAAGUUUCUAUAUUUUCUCGGCCGGACAA
Tarenaya hassleriana is the source of this 961-nucleotide messenger RNA. RefSeq names its product photosystem I chlorophyll a/b-binding protein 5, chloroplastic. Gene Ontology annotation, cellular component: membrane. Bases 33 to 800 code for a protein of 255 amino acids. The record is from RefSeq and is a predicted model, not a curated record. The transcript is spliced from 7 exons. Lineage: Eukaryota; Viridiplantae; Streptophyta; Magnoliopsida; Brassicales; Cleomaceae. Gene Ontology annotation, biological process: photosynthesis, light harvesting in photosystem I; response to light stimulus.